Medicago truncatula (barrel medic) is the source of this 1762-nucleotide messenger RNA. RefSeq names its product ABSCISIC ACID-INSENSITIVE 5-like protein 1. Gene Ontology annotation, molecular function: DNA-binding transcription factor activity. The transcript has 4 exons. Gene Ontology annotation, cellular component: nucleus. The record is from RefSeq and is a predicted model, not a curated record. NCBI's taxonomy places the organism in Eukaryota, Viridiplantae, Streptophyta, Magnoliopsida, Fabales, Fabaceae. Gene Ontology annotation, biological process: positive regulation of DNA-templated transcription. The coding region runs from base 721 to 1587 and encodes 288 amino acids.
GUUGACUGACUACGUUCAAUCCAUAUCGGAAUUAUUUAUGACUUUGACAAUUGUCGAUAAUUAAUAUACUUCCGCUAUUGCAGUUGGUAAACAUUGAUCGUUAGAUGGAGAUCGAGCAUAUUUUGUUUUCAAUUCUAAAAUCUAAUUUACAGUACAAAAUCAUAAGUCAGAACCGUCUGAUACGAUCUUCAACUUACAGACGAAAAACGUUGACUGCAAUCAAUCCAUUUCUGAAUUAUUAUUCAUGGCAUUGAUAAUUGUCUAUUAAAUUGUGCAUAAUUUAAUUUUUCUCUUUCAAAUUUAAUGUCUUACCUUUCAAAAUUAUACAUGAUUAUUUGCUAAAUUUCCUUUUUUUUUUACCAAUGUGUUGUUCGGAGAGUUGGUAACAUGAAUUCCCCAAAAAAAGAACUUGAGUUCGAUUUCUGGAGUAGCCCAUUUGUUGGCCGUCCAACCCCGCAUAAAAAAUGGAUGUUAUCCAUUUGGUUGGCAGUCCAACCCUUCAUAAAAAAAACGGGCGUCAUGUUGCCGACUCUAGGAUUAGUCAUAUAGUUGGUCCAAAGGGCCUAAGUCAUGGGGAUACUUUGGAACAAUUAUGUGAUUAAAGACCCUAAUUGCGGUGGAUUAGAAAGAAAAAUAAAACAAUUGAUUUUAUUUUGCAAUAGAUAAUGGUAGUUUCUGAGUCAAAUUCCUUUUGAAAAAUUAGAAUUGUCAUAAGCAUCCAUGGCUCUACAAAAAUUUGAACAAGAGGAUCAAAACUCAGCACUCUCACUCACCCUGGAUGAUUUCCAAUGCAAUAAUGAUAAGAACUUUAGCUCCCUCAACAUGGAUGAGUUCCUAGCUAGCAUUUGGAGUUCCAAUGAUGAAGAUACUGCUCAAACUCACAACAAUACUGAAAGUGUUGCAACAGCAGAACACACCAUUUCCCAACAGCUUGGUAAUUCAUCAUCUGUCCCUCCUCCAAUUUGCAAGAAAACUUCGGAUGAAGUUUGGUCCGAGAUACAUAAAAACCAACCACAAUUCAAAGAAGCAAAUAACCUUAAAAGAAAUGAGACACUCAAGAAGCAAGAAACACCUGGAGAAAUGACUUUUGAGGAUUUCUUGGUAAAAGCUGGAGUAGUAAAACAAUCAUCAUCGUUGUCGUUUCAGAAUCAUAGUGGCAAUGUUUCAAAUAACAUGGAACCACUGAAUAUUGCAAGUUCUGGUUUGAGGCCUUCAAUGGAAGUAGGAUUUCCUACUCAAUGUGUGACUAGCAAUAGUUCUGCAACAUACCAAAUGACAAGUGGAGCUGAGUCAAGUGGCGCUGCUAACAGAAAGAGGAUAAUUGAUGGUCCUCCUGAAGUUCUAUUGGACCGAAAACAACGCAGAAUGAUGAAAAAUCGAGAAUCGGCUGCACGUUCUCGAGCAAGAAAACAGGCUUAUACAAUAGAGCUAGAGGCUGAGCUGAAUCUGCUGCAAGAAGAGAAUAAACAGCUGAAACAAUUUCUGGCUGAAGCUGAGCGCAAGAGGAAACAAGAGCUUCUGCAAAGAAAGCAAUCUGCAAAGGUUCAAAAGGGGACAGAAAAAUCAAGCUCAAGCACAACCUGGUGAAUAAGCAUCAAUGACAAGAAUUGAGAAUUUGAGUAUAAAUGUGAAAUAAAUAAUGUGUCUGUACUCAGAAAUUCUGCUUUUGUUGUACAUUUAGAUACAUGACAAUUAAAAUAAUGCAUUCAUGUGAAUGCCGAUAUUAUUAUGCUGCAUACAUAGUUCAUAAAUAUUUCAAGGA